GGAACACUGAAAUAGGUCCUCCAAUUCUAAUUGGAGUUCAAAAGGCUUAAGCUAAUCUGGAACGAGAAGAAGCGGCUAAUCCAGAUGGAUUAAUUUCAGAAGUCUUUAAGGAUGGAGGUCCAGUUUUCAGCGAUUAGGUUGACUAAUAUUUUAGCUAAAAUUCGGAAACUGGAUAUAGUCCCAUCUGACUGGUCUCAAUCACUGAUCGUCCCAAUAUAUAAGAAAGGAUCAGUGACAUCCUGUGAUAACCAUAGAGGGAUUUGUUUAACUAAUAGCGUCUAAAACACUAGCCUCAGUAAUUAUCGGACACCUAACAAAUACUCGUGAACUACAAACACUAGAAAACCGAGCUAGCUUCAAACAUGGUCGUGUCUGCACCGAUUACAUAUUCACCAUUCGUCAGAUUUUAGAACAUAGGCAUGUUUAUCGGCGUCCGACAAUGAUGGUUUUUCUUGACUUAGAUGCAGCAUUUGACUCUGUAGACCAAAAAGUUCUGUGGCAGUGUCUGUCAUUGAAAGGCGUACCUUCAAAGUACAUAAAUCUUGUGAAGGCUCUUUACUCGAACACUACCAGUCGAUUCAGAGCUUCUGGUGAACUGUCAUCUGACUUUACAACCUUAAGUGGUGUCCGGCAAAGUUAUCCACUAUCUUCAUUUUUGUUCAAUUCCAUCAUAGACCUAUUACUGGAAAUAAUGUUCCCAUCGACUGCAAUAUCGGGAAUAGGUCUUCUAUCAGGAGUUCCUUUUUAUUGACUUAGAAUACACAGAUGACAGUCCUGUUUGGUGAAGACGCUGAUAAAAUGCAAAGUCUUUUGGUAGCACUCAGCAAUAGUGCCAGGAUGUUUGGGAUAUGUUUCCCCCUAAAUGCAAGUUGUUGCUUUAGGACUGGCCUGCGUCAACACCUGAACUAAUGACAGGGAGCGAAGUAGUCGAACGCAUCGACAACUUCACUUAUCUUGGAAGUCUGAUCAGCCGUAAUGGGUUAAUGUUUGACGAAAUCUCUGCAUGGAUUCAGAUAGCUCGUUUGGAUUUUGCCAACUUACGUCACCUAUGUCGAAGGCGAGAUAUUCAUCUAUCAAUAAAAGGACGAGUAUACUGCGCGGCAGUCCGUUCUGUUUUAAUUUACGGCAGCGAAACAUGGCCAUUAAAAAUAGAAGAUACUCGUAAACUACUAGUAUUCGACCACAGAUGCCUUAGAAAUAUUGCUGGCAUCUGGUGGGAUCACCGGGUAAAUAAUAGUGAGGUUAGACGCAGGGUAUUAGGGAAUGAUGGUAAAUCAGUUGAUAAGGUUGUGAAUCUUCAUAGACUGAGAUGGUUGGGUCACGUGUUACGUAUGCCCGAACACCGAUUACCACGAUGCUUAAUGCUGACUAGUGUUGGAGAAGGAUGGAAGAAAGUUCGGGGCGGCCAAACCAAAACGUGGCAUCAGUAUUUGAAGCCGCUAACUUCUAGUCUCAGUCAUGUUGUUAGAUGCAGACUACUUGGUUGGGGUUCGCGCGACUAUCGUAACCAAUGGUUAGAGACUCUGGGUGGAACGGCUCAGAAUCGAUCACAGUGGUAUUGGUGUAUACACUCUCUGCCUUCCCUUAAACUAAGAGAUUAAAAUCACUUCAUAUCUUUCUUUCUACGAACUAAUUCUUUCUUCCUGUACUAUAUCCUUAUAUGCAAUCUUUUUUAAAAUAUAUAUUACUACCAUUGAAGUAGCUGCUUAUAUGAACUUGGCUUUCAUCUUGUUGUGCUAAUGAGGUGUGGUCACGUGAACCGAUGCAUAUAUGUGCCUGGUCCUACGUUGUUAAUGAGUGACCAUCGAUAAACAAAAUACCAUGACAUGAGAUAGUCAAGUGAUGUCCACCGCGUGAUUAUAUAUCCUUGGGACUUGGAGAAAGUGUUGUAGGUCACCCGCAUUCUAAUCACUUAAAGUCUUCCCCCAUAUAUCAGUAAACCUGCAUAAGAUUUCUUUGAUCCUACUACUGGCUGAUAAUAAUUUCUGAAUAUCACAUAUAUGAAUUACCGUCAUGUUAUGUCAGUCAAAUGGAAGCCAUCGAACAUCGGUUAAAUUGACUUCAAUUGUUUAGAGUCGGCUUCAUAUGUGGCCGAGAAAACCUAAUGACUUUAAAUAACAAGGGAAAACAUGCUGGUAUAUCAUCAUAGGUUACAUAAACAACUUAUAAAUUAUUCACAAACUACCCAGCGCAUACGAUAUCAAAAUCUUUAUCAAAUGAUCUGUAUGACAUUCUAGACUAUUUAAAAAAGUACUACCAUGUAGUAUGAGUAGUCUGAUAUAAAUCAAACUAAUCAACCAACCUUUCCAUUCAGAUUUAUAUGUAGACAAAAUUUGUUCAACAAAAAAUUCAUCGUCUUUAUAUUUCGUUAUUUUGUCUUGAAGUUUGCUAACCAUCUACAUAAUGUUUAUUUCUAAUUGAAUACACCUAUGUAUAAUGUGUUAAAGUCUUACUGAUUUUAUAUAGAAUUCGUUAAUCAUGCAAAUGAGAUAUUUUAGAAAAGAAAUCCAGCUGAAGAGCAAGAGUUCAGUUUAAAUGCUAUAAAUAAGUAAUUAAAUCAAUAACUACACAAAACAAGUAUAGUAAUCAUGAUUAAUUAAAAGAAAAAAAACUAUGGAUUACUAAAAUCUAUGUAUUACUAAUUCAUACAAACUGAAAUAUUUCGUAUCUACUAGAUUUCUAUAACACUCUUCCAUUAGUUAUUGAUUUAAGCUGUAAAUUUUUCCCCGUUUUGUUUACUGUAAGCCAAAUAUCUAGAAUUGUUUAAAGAAUAUCCUAGCUAGUUUUAUUUCCCUGAAAUCUAUUCUUGAAUUAUUUUAUCAACUCUCGCAUGCUGUAAACUUAAUGUCCUAAUAAUUAUAUUCCAGAAGGUAUUCUUCGUCAUAUUCAAACAGGAGACACAUUCUGUGUAAAGGUAACUUCAACAGGCCCUUCACUUAAAAGACAAGAAAUUAUUCGUGCAAUUUGUACACGUUUAAUUCGUCAACGGUUAUUUGCUUUAAAUAUGGAAUCAAGUCAAGUUCCGAUUCCUGGACAUCCUACUCACUGUAUGAGAGUUUUACAUUCUAAAAAUUUUUUUACCCACAAAGGUCCCAUCAUUAUUUUGUUACAAGGGGGUGGGAUCGCUCAGGCUGGCGUUUGGGCUCCUCGUCUUCUAUUACAUCCUCAACAUGGUCUACAGUCUGGCAGUCAAAUAUCUUUAGUCAAAAAAGCACAUGAACAAGGUUAUGCAAUAGCUAUUAUCAAUGCAAACGAACAUGUCCCAAGUGAAGCAGAAAUGGAUGCUAUGGAAAGAUUUCCUAAUCCUUCUUGUCCAUUAUUCAAUGUUACAGAAUGUGUACGUAUUGAUCACAAUCUUAAGUCACCUGUUCAUGACAAUAAUCAUGAUGUACCAAUCUAUCUUACUUUACCUGAUCAUUCAAAUAAGUUAAUAUUACCUGCGCUUGACAGCAAAUCUCACCAUCCAGUUGCUUUCGAUUCAAAUUUAGAAAAUCCAAUACUCUUUGUACCAUGUAAAUCAUCUACUGAACAAGAAUCCAAACAGUUAUUUCGAUCGUGUUUGACAAGAACACCGUCAUCAUCAUCAGCUUUAUCAUGUUUACUCACUGGAUCGAAUUCUACAUCCAGUUCAACUAUGCGAACAAAUUCUAACCUACAGAAAACACCUGUUUGCUGCGUGAAUUCAAUUUGUUCGACGAAUGAAACUUGUUUAACUUCAUCGACUACUGAUUUGACGUUGAAUACGCAUGUAAAAUCUGUUGGUUCGACAGUUAACGCACCUUCAUCAUCCUCAAUGUUAAAUGCUACUCAUUCACUGAACUACGAAUCACAGUCACAAAAACAUGUGUUUUUAGUUCCAUCUAAUAGUAUCGCUCUUAAGAAUUUGAUACAGGUUCCACAAGGUAGAAAUAUUGUUACAGAUGAUAUGAAUUCACUUAACUCAUCUAACUGUCACUCAUUUGUUGAAAAUUCAAAUUGCGUGAUAAAUUCCGGAAAUAAUAUUACUUCUGUUAAAAAAUCUUCAAUCAUCUGUCAUUUUCCCGCAACAUCAAUGCCAACAGCGUCAACAACGACGACACUACCAACAACAUCUGAUAUACCAUCAUACUCCAUUGAAGAUAAAGACCGAAAUUUUCCAAAGGGUCGUUCAUUAAACAAUGAUCCAAUAGUGUCAAAUAUUUCUGUAGAGGAUCGUCUCUAUGGCAUAUGGCGUCAAAUUAUACCACAUUGUGCAUCAAAUCAUAUAUUAGUUUGGGCUCAUCAACAAGGUGCCAAUGCAUUUAUUCAUCCAUUCAAACCGAUGCCUGAUGUGUUUCCUGGGUUUUCAUUACCAGUUCCAAUUAAUUCACGUAAGAAAUUGUCUUCAACUCCUAUCAACACGGAUAUAAAACAAAUGUCAGAAAAACCGAUUAUCCCACCUACCAUACAUAAUGAUUCCAUGCUUGAUAAAUGUCCGGAAUCCUUAUCCAAUAACCACAACAAUCUGGAUUCUGUAGUUCAGCACAACUCUAAGAUGCGGAUUAAUAAACAAUUAGAGUGGUCAACUGGUUGUUUAUCAAAAGUAUUAAAAUCACCAGUUGUUCUGUCUGAUACAGUAUCAUAUAACACUUCUAAAAAACCACGUUUAUCUAAUGAAUGCGAUGGAAAUAAUCCUUCUACACAAGUUGGAUAUAAUAAUGUGCCUAGUGACUAUCAUAACAAUGGCAUCAAUAAUAUUGACAAAGCAAAAAUACGUUUUACAAGAAGACGUCAUUUAUCUUCUGGACCUAUACUUAUGACCCAUAAAAAUGAAAAUAGUACACGUAAAAGUGCAUAUAUUUUGGAGCCUACAAAUGAUAAUUUACCUCUUAUUACAAAUGAUUAUGAACAAUCUCAACAAAAUAAACCUCUUGUGACUAUCAACACUAUUCCUGAUGAAAUUAGAGAAAUACUUCCUAAAGUUUCAACUGGACAUUUAUGGUUCGAUCGACGUAUUUAUGGACCAUGGAGACAUCAUGUCACUCCAGAAGCUUCAAGGCGUGCAUUUUGGUUACCAGAUGAUAACGGCUUAUUAGCUAAAAACAUUUCAAAGAAAAAUGCCUCAAAUUCUAUUACAAAUCAAACUGAAAAUAAAUUAUGUGUUGAUAAUUUACCAGCAGUAAGUGGUAGUGACUUGGAUGCCAUGCGUUUUGCUAAACAUGGUGGUGUCAUACCUCAAAGUGUUGAUAUAUGGUCUGAUAUCAUUUCAAAGGAUAAUAAUAAGUCAGAUGAAUUUUUACAACUACGUUUAGCAAGAGCAUGGCAACGUAAAGCGGAGCGUUUAUGGCGUGAGUUGACAAGUCGUGUAAAAGCUGUUGUAUUCACUGAUUCAGCAGAUGUGUUGGAUUUAUGUGCAGCUGGGGUUGGAUGGGGGUUGAAUAUCCUUAAUGAACAGAAUAAUAAUGAUAGUGAAUUACCCUGUAUUUAUAAGCCUACAGUAUAUCAGCAAAAUAUACCAGAAAAAGUCUUACAAUUCAGAGAAUGGUUAUCACAGAAUUCAGUGAACUAUGUAGCAGCCAAUCUCAAAUUAGGUACACGACUCAAUCCACAAGUUAAUGCACAACGACAUGCUAUCCCAACACUGUCAUCAAGCACAACAGAACAUGAUCUCAUUCCUAGUACUGUAUUACAUCAUAUAUUUGAUUUUUUCCGAUCAAAAUUACAACCAUCAUUUCCCAAGGAAGACAGUGAACAUUCAAAAUCAGAAUCACCUUCAACAAUCGUGGAGAAUAGUACUUGUUCAAUGUUGUCAUCUGUACAUUCAUAGAAGUAGUAAAUUCAGACACUGUAAUUCUUUAUUUUUGUUUUUUGCAAAGCAAUUAAUAAUGAAAAUAUAUGUAAUAUGUGACCAAAAAAGGUC
This is a messenger RNA of Schistosoma bovis, 5878 nucleotides long. NCBI's taxonomy places the organism in Eukaryota, Metazoa, Platyhelminthes, Trematoda, Strigeidida, Schistosomatidae. The record is from the annotation of a GenBank genome assembly.